Molecule: messenger RNA, 219 nt
Organism: Plenodomus lingam JN3
Lineage: Eukaryota; Fungi; Ascomycota; Dothideomycetes; Pleosporales; Leptosphaeriaceae
Source: RefSeq, a predicted model, not a curated record
AUGAUGAUGUGUGCGUUUGUAUCGUCGAUUAUGCCUGUUUCCCAUGCGACGUCUAGUCCUGAUAUGAUGGCUGGGGCAUUCCAAUUCCUCAAGGGUGUGCAGGCAGUUGGUAUUCGUUGUUUUCCAUGGCUGUUUGAGGGCAAAGCUUUUGAGCUUUUUGGGCUGGGUAAGCAGGGGGGCAACAAAGAACUCACAACUGGACGCUUGUAUUGCGAUUGA